AUGAUUGGCCAACCAAAAAUCGUGACUUGUACUCGAAUCCCCAUACAGCGUGCCAAUAAAGAAGAAUCAGAUCCCAAACCAUCCAUUCCUCCUCCCCAAUCCAAUCACUCCCCUUAUUCAUCACAGUUGUCUCCACCAAAUUUGCUCUAUUCUGAAGAGUUUUCCCUAAUCACUGACCACAUCUCUUCUUCCCAUCGUCCUCGCUGGAAGCGAUACGACGAAACACGACUGCAGUGGCUGCUCUCGAAAGAAAAUGACAUGUCUAUCUCGUUCAAUCGCAAAGUACUUCUUUUUUCUCUCCCUCUUUUCCCACAGAACCGAAUAAAACUUUUUGAUUGGCUCAUCGACGUCUCCACUGAAUUCGACAUUUCCACCGAGACCACUUUACUCGCCUUCUCCCUCAUCGACGCGUUCACCCAAACCACCACUCUUUCGACCUCCCAUCUGCAAUGUUUGGGCUCCGCCGCGCUGCGUUUGGCCUCCAAAUUCACCUACAGCCCAUGUCCGAGCUGCAAGGGUUGA
Messenger RNA from Blastocystis hominis, 522 nucleotides. RefSeq lists its product as hypothetical. Lineage: Eukaryota; Bigyra; Opalinata; Blastocystidae. Bases 1 to 522 code for a protein of 173 amino acids. The record is from RefSeq and is a predicted model, not a curated record. The transcript is spliced from 3 exons.